AUGAAGGAAUCUUUUGAGAACGACGGAUACGAUCCUUAUUCUAUCCGCCGUGUAGCAACAUACAUUAUCUUUGGGGUUGGCAUUCCUUUGAUUCUUGUGGCCAUUUAUUUCGUCUUUUCUCUGGUGAGAAAUGAUCACCAUGCUUCUGUCUGCGUCAUCAACAUUAUGAUUUCCGACCUCAUUCAGCUCUGCUCUUUGCUCAUCUGUGAGGUAGCACCUUGGCUGUCCAUCGCCUUGCUUACUCAUGAAAUCAGUGUGCUGGCCAGUGUUGGCUUCAUGGUGUGUCUCGCACUGGAGAGGUAUUUGGUGAUCGCCCACCCACUGUGGUACCGUUACAAACGAUCCAUAAAUCUCACCGUGCUGGUCCGUCUCGUGGUCUGGGCCAGUUCUAUUGUUAUUGUCUUGUCAUAUGGUUUUAUGCUCAUUGCUUUCCUCCUUCCCUUCCCGCUGCUUAUUUUCUUCCUGGUUGGGACCCUCAGAGCCCUCUCCUCUUCUGUCUCAGUCCGCUCUGAUGAAAAACAACGAAUUGUGGGAACUUUAGUCCUGGUUCUGCUCAUGUACACACUGUUGUUUCUGCCCGUCAUCAUUUAUUUCAUGCCAAAGGUAAUCUAUAAUGACACUCUGUACAUCCUGGCUGACAUUUGUCUAAGAUUGCAUCCUCUUACAGACUUAACCCUGUAUGUUUUCAUGAGGAAAGGGACCAUAGAUAGGUGUUUAACCCGUGUGUGUUGUUGCAGAAUGGAGAGCAGUGAUACUGCAACAACAGUCAGUGGUAGAAGUACAUCUUCUAUGUAUGUCUAA
This is a messenger RNA of Cheilinus undulatus (humphead wrasse), 801 nucleotides long. RefSeq names its product G-protein coupled receptor 4-like. Gene Ontology annotation, cellular component: membrane. The transcript is spliced from 3 exons. Bases 1 to 801 code for a protein of 266 amino acids. NCBI's taxonomy places the organism in Eukaryota, Metazoa, Chordata, Actinopteri, Labriformes, Labridae. Gene Ontology annotation, biological process: phospholipase C-activating G protein-coupled receptor signaling pathway; positive regulation of Rho protein signal transduction. The record is from RefSeq and is a predicted model, not a curated record. Gene Ontology annotation, molecular function: G protein-coupled receptor activity.